AUGGCCCCCGUCCCUCGCGUUUACUCCAAGACCUACAAGGUCCCUCGUCGUCCUUUCGAGUCGGCUCGUCUUGACUCGGAACUGAAGAUUGUCGGCGAGUACGGCCUGCGCAACAAGCGUGAGGUGUGGCGUGUCCAGCUCACCCUGUCCAAGAUCCGUCGUGCUGCUCGUGAGCUUCUCACUCUUGACGAGAAGGACCCCAAGCGUCUUUUCGAAGGUAACGCUUUGAUUCGUCGUCUGGUCCGCAUUGGUGUGCUCGAUGAGUCCCGCAUGAAGCUCGAUUACGUCCUGGCCCUCCGUGUCGAGGACUUCCUUGAGCGUCGUCUGCAGACCUGUGUCUACAAGCUCGGUCUUGCCAAGUCCAUCCACCACGCUCGUGUCCUGAUCAAGCAGCGUCACAUCCGUGUCGGCAAACAGAUCGUCAACGUGCCUUCCUACAUGGUUCGCCUUGACUCCCAGAAGCACAUUGACUUCGCUCUCACCUCCCCCUACGGUGGUGGCCGCCCUGGCCGUGUCCAGCGCAAGAAGGCCGCUGCCGCUGCUGGCGGUGACGGUGAGGAGGCUGAGGAGGACGAGGAGUAA
Aspergillus viridinutans is the source of this 582-nucleotide messenger RNA. RefSeq names its product 40S ribosomal protein uS4. Gene Ontology annotation, molecular function: rRNA binding; structural constituent of ribosome. The coding region runs from base 1 to 582 and encodes 193 amino acids. The transcript is spliced from 6 exons. Gene Ontology annotation, biological process: translation; positive regulation of translational fidelity. Gene Ontology annotation, cellular component: cytosolic small ribosomal subunit. The record is from RefSeq and is a predicted model, not a curated record. NCBI's taxonomy places the organism in Eukaryota, Fungi, Ascomycota, Eurotiomycetes, Eurotiales, Aspergillaceae.